CUCACUCCAGCACUCAGCAGCCCAGCCAGCACUCGAUAAGCCGAUCUCCCCAGAAAACAAAAACCAAGACCCUAACGAUAGACCCAACAACACAACAUGCACGCCAGAAGAUCCUUGCUUUCUGUGAUCUUGGUCGUGUCGGCGCUUGCCGGACUUGCGUCGACCGCCCCAUCCUCCAACAACCUGGCGGCUGCCACCAACCCCUCGUCUGAGACGGGAAGCUCAAAGAAUGACGGCGCCGGCAGCGACCCUCAUGGUCAUAAGAAGCGAGGCAGCGACCCCCAACCUUCCCCAGACCAGCCGAAGAAGCCUGAAACACCUAAUCGUCGUCACAAGCGAAGCAGCGACCCACCUGCUGCAGAUGACGCGAGCAAAAAGCCUGAUGGACCUAAACCUCGUCACAAACGAAGCAGCGACCCACCUGCCGCAGAUGACGCGAACAAAAAGCCUGAUGCACCUAAACCUCGUCAAAAACGAGGCAGUGACCCUGCCGCAGAUGACCCUAACAAAAAGACUGAUGCACCCAAACCUCCUCCCAAGAAGCGAAGUGCCGAUAACAAAGCCGCAGACUCCGUAAUCCAGAACACUCCUCAGUUCAAUAGCGCCGAGGGCGAUGGCAACAAGAAGGGAACGCCAGCGAAGCCUGACCCCCAUGCCGUCGUCCAGGCUAAGCGAAACGAACCCGCCCCUUCAUCGGAAGACGAUAAGAAGAAGACACCCAACGCCGUUCAUCAGCUUGGGUGUGAUGCUACCACUGGCGACUCCAAUAAGGCAACCACUGCCGUCCAUCAGCUCGCGUGCGACGGUGGUGCUGCUGCUAAGACAGACGCCGCCGGCGCUACGACUACCGGCGGUGCCGACACCACGAAAACCGCUAAUUAG
This is a messenger RNA of Puccinia graminis f. sp. tritici CRL 75-36-700-3, 882 nucleotides long. RefSeq lists its product as uncharacterized. The transcript has 7 exons. Lineage: Eukaryota; Fungi; Basidiomycota; Pucciniomycetes; Pucciniales; Pucciniaceae. The coding region runs from base 97 to 882 and encodes 261 amino acids. The record is from RefSeq and is a predicted model, not a curated record.